This is a messenger RNA of Nipponia nippon (crested ibis), 837 nucleotides long. The record is from RefSeq and is a predicted model, not a curated record. NCBI's taxonomy places the organism in Eukaryota, Metazoa, Chordata, Aves, Pelecaniformes, Threskiornithidae.
AUGCGGUUCUGGAGGGGGACUGGGGACCUGUCCCGGGCUCAGCUCUUGUUUGUGCUGUCGUGCUGCGAUACCGACCACAACAAACCUGGCUGCAUUCGAGGUGCCGCCCGGGAGGUGUGCGAGGGCGAGGAGGCCUUUCCCGGGGAGCCGCCGAAAUGCCCCUCUUCCAGUGGAAAGCCUAAUCACGCAGAUAUCCUGCUUGUAAACUUACAGUAUGUUUCAGAAGUGGAAAUAAUUAAUGACCGCACGGAAACACCUCCUCCUUUAGCUUCACUCAAUGUUAGCAAGCUUGCCAACAAAGCGCGGACGGAGAAGGAAGAGAAGAUGAGCCAGGCGUAUGCAAUUAGUGCUGGUGUCUCUCUGGAGGGGCAGCAGCUCUUCCAGACUAUACACAAGACCAUUAAAGACUGUAAAUGGCAGGAGAAGAACAUAGUUGUGAUGGAAGAAGUCGUUAUCGCCCCUCCCUAUCAAGUGGAAAACUGUAAAGGCAAAGAGGGAAGCGCGCUGAGUCACGUACGCAAAAUAGUGAGUACGGGCAGGGGGGGCUACUCCCUGCAGCACAGCAAGGAGGACCGCCUGGCUUACCUGAACCACCUCCUGGGGGGGGAGCUCGCCCUCCAGCUCCUCUUCAUCCUCUACGGCCUCCUGGCCCUCGCCUUCCUCUCCGGUUACUACGUGCGGGCGGCGGCGCAGGUGCUGGCGGUGCUCCUGCCCCUCGCCAUCCUCCUCAUCGACGGCAACAUCGGCUACUGGCAUGACUCGCGCCGGGUCGAGUUCUGGAAUCAGAUGAAACUCAUCGGGCAAAACGUUGGGAUUUUCGGAGCCGUCGUCAUCCUG